AUGGGCGCACGAACACCAAAAGAACCGGUAAAGUCAAUGGUAGAACCCGUAUGUCACGUACCAUACAUUCAGCAUACAUAUGAUCCACCAAAAUGUCAAAACCAAAGCUCAUGUAUCGAUGCAGUCAAAUGGGUUCAAGACUUUCAUAUGGAUACACGCGGUUGGGAUGACAUCGGAUAUAAUUAUUUGCUCGGAGGAGACGGACGUAUAUAUGUAGGCAGAGUGAUGCUAGAUUUGGCUCAAAAGAGGGUUAAGUGUGCCAUCGAAAUGGGUGUUAUCACACAUGACUACAAUUGCACGGACAUAGAGACCAAACAUAUAAAUAUGUGGCUAUUUUUAUUUGUUUUAACUUUAUUAAAAAGUUACACAUUAGCAUCAAUAUGCGAUGAGAUAACGUGGGUAUCACGUGCUGAAUGGGGCGCCCGAACACCAAAAGAACCGGCAAAACCAAUGGUGACACCAGUUCUUCACGCAUUCAUUCAUCAUACGGACGAUCCACCAAAAUGUCAAAACCAAAGCUCAUGUAUCGAUGCAGUCAAAUGGGUUCAAGACUUUCAUAUGGAUACACGCGGUUGGGAUGACAUCGGAUAUAAUUAUUUGCUCGGAGGAGACGGACGUAUAUAUGUAGGCAGAGGUUGGUAUGCAUGCGGUCGACAUACACUCGGAAUGAAUGAUAAGGCAAUUGCUCUGUCAUUGAUCGGUAACUAUGAAAGUGAUGCGCCGUCACAACUGAUUCUAGAUUUGGCUCAAAAAUGGGUUAAAUGUGCCCUCGAAAAGGGUGUUAUCACACAUGACUACCAAUUGCACGGACAUAGAGACCAAACAUGCACUACAUGUCCCGGUCAACGAUUGUAUGACAUAAUCAAGAAAUGGCAUAAUUUUAAAGGAGGAAAGUUAGAUACAUAUGUAUGCAAUAAAACAUUAACUACUAUUAGUCCUUCUUUAGAUAUUGAUUAUGAUAUUGAAUUUUAAUAUUUAAUAUAAUAUUUAGUU
Oppia nitens is the source of this 993-nucleotide messenger RNA. RefSeq names its product peptidoglycan-recognition protein SC2-like. Lineage: Eukaryota; Metazoa; Arthropoda; Arachnida; Sarcoptiformes; Oppiidae. Gene Ontology annotation, biological process: peptidoglycan catabolic process. The record is from RefSeq and is a predicted model, not a curated record. Gene Ontology annotation, molecular function: N-acetylmuramoyl-L-alanine amidase activity; zinc ion binding. The coding region runs from base 1 to 972 and encodes 323 amino acids. The transcript is spliced from 4 exons.